Molecule: messenger RNA, 2133 nt
Organism: Penicillium expansum
Lineage: Eukaryota; Fungi; Ascomycota; Eurotiomycetes; Eurotiales; Aspergillaceae
Product: PARP-type zinc finger-containing protein
Exons: 5
Coding region: 1-2133 (710 amino acids)
Molecular function (GO): zinc ion binding; DNA binding
Source: RefSeq, a predicted model, not a curated record
AUGCCGUAUCGCUUUGAGGUUGCCGCUCAAGGCCGCGCUGGCUGCAAAGCCCCCGAUUGCCUGGAAGAGAAGGUCAAGAUCUGCAAGGGUGAACUCCGUGUCGGCAGCUGGAUCGAUACCUUCCAGAGCUGGUCUUGGCGCCACUGGGGUUGCUUCACCCCUAAGCAAAUUUUGAACGUUAAGAAUAACAUCACUGGGCUCUCCGAGGAGCUUGAUUUCUCUCGCCUUGAUGGCUUCGAUGAGAUCAGCGAGGACCUCCAGGAGAAGAUUCGCAAGGCUAUCCAAGAGGGUCACGUUGAAGAUGACGAAUGGCGAGGCGAUGUUGAAUACAACCGCCCUGGACGUGUCGGGAUGCGCCAGAAGACUCGCAAGUCCAAGGUCAAGGGCGAUGAGUCCGAGGAAUCUGAGCAGUCCUCUCCUGUCAAGAAGCAUGAUCUGACCGACACUGAGAACGUUGAGGAGCCCACCAAGAAGAAGCGGACUCGUGGCAAGAAAGCUACCGAUGAUGAUGAUGCCAUUGCUGAUGCUGGCAUCGCCGACACUGAGCCUAAGGAGCCCAAGAAGCCUGGCCGUCGCACUAAGAAGGCCGCCGAGGACCAACCCGCCGCUGAGACCGAUGUCAAGGUCGAGCGUAAGAAGCCUGGCCGUCCUCGAAAGACUCCAAAGAAGAUUUCCGAAGACGAGGGUGCCGAUGCUGACACUGAGAUGGCCACCGAGCCCACCGAGCCCAAGAAGCGUGCUACUCGCGGCAAGAAGAUCGCCAAGGAUGAAAUUGUCUCUACCGACGUUGAGUCUAAGAAGGAAACCACCAAGCGUACUACUCGUGGCAAGAAAGCCACUACCUCUGUUGUCAACAAAGAGUCCGACGAAGUUGAACCUGCCAAUGAUGAGCAGUCAACCAACAAGGCGCCCGCAACCCGUGGAACCCGCGGCAAGAAGGAUGUCUCCUCUGCUGACAACAAGACUGGCCCUACCAACGGCGGGACCAACAAGUCUAUCACUCGUGCCAAGGCUGUCAAUGGUACAAAUGCCAAGAAUGGCACGAAGGCUACGAAGGGAGCUAAGACCAGUGGCUCUGAUGCUUCCAAGGACGAGCACGCCGAUGAGCUGACCGAAAAACCUAAGCGUACCCGCGGUGCCAACAAAACCAACGGUACCAAUACCACCUCUGAGAACAAGCCGAAGCCAACUCGCAGCCGCAAGCCUGCUGCUGAUAAGGUUGCUGCCAACUCCGACGCCACCGAGCAGAAGCCCAAGCCCAGUGCAUCCGAUGCUUCCGAUGAUGAGCACGCUGAUAAGCCGACCCAGCCUAAGCGCACUCGCGGUGCGAACAACAAGGCUAACGGUAACAAUGCUACCGCUGAGUACAAGCCAAAGCCAACUCGCAGCCGCAAGCCCGCUGCCGACAAGGUUGCUGCCACCCUCAACGCUACUGAGGAGAAGCCCAAGACCAGUGAAUCCGAUGCUUCCGAGGAUGAGCACGUUGAUGAACCGACCGAGGAGCCUAAGCGCACUCGCGGUGCCAACAGCAAGACUGUCGAUAACAAUGGUACCGCUGAGAAAAAGCCUAAGCCAACUCGUAGCCGCAAGCCUGCUGCCGACAAGGUUGCUGCCGCUCCUGACGCUACUGAGGAGAAGCCCAAGACUAAUGGAUCCGAUGCCUUUAAGGAUGAGGACGCUGAUGAACCGGCCGAGCCUAAGCGCACUCGCGGUGCCAACAACAAGACUAACGGUAACAAUACUACCGCUGAGAAAAAGCCGAAGCCAACUCGCAGCCGCAAGCCCACUACCGACAAGGUUGCUGCCAACCUCGACGCUACCGAGGAGAAGCCCAAGACCAGUGGAUCCAAGCCUGCUGCCACGGAGGUCACUGAUGAGUCCGCUGAUCAGACUGACAAGGAGCCUUCCGAGGCCUCCACUGAGCAACCCGUUGAGGGCGUCGCCUUGAAGUCUGAAGAUGGUCCCAAGAAUGCCUUCCCCGAAAUUACCGAGGAGCCUAACGUCAAGACUGCCAAGGAGUCGGUUGAGGGCGCUACUGAAAAGCCCGUCGGGGACGACAAUGCUAACGGGGAGGCCAUCGAGUCUUCUCUGGAGGCAGUCAAGAUAGAGACGCCGUGUGACGAUGACUUCUAA